Colossoma macropomum (tambaqui) is the source of this 739-nucleotide messenger RNA. Its product is annotated as cystatin-like protein. The record is from RefSeq and is a predicted model, not a curated record. The transcript is spliced from 4 exons. Lineage: Eukaryota; Metazoa; Chordata; Actinopteri; Characiformes; Serrasalmidae. The coding region runs from base 61 to 552 and encodes 163 amino acids.
UAAACAUUAGAGGGGAUCAGAAAACACUCAGAGCUCAGUGAUCCACACACAACAAGCAAGAUGAGUGCUGUGCUGAAGCUGCUGCUGCUGGCGGCAGUGACUCUGCUGGUUUCUGCUCAGGGAUGGAAUAACUACCAGAGCUUGCCUGAUUUAUACAGAACACACAUCGACAAGGCACUAUACAAUGCCAAUAGAAAAUUUGGGGGUCCUUAUCAUGUUGCCUAUGAAAGCCUCUUGCCAAACCUGAAAAUUAAAGAUGACGUCUAUGUAAAUGUGCGUCUGAUGGUCACAACAUGCAGGAAGGAUGAACAGAAAGGAUUUGGACAUAGAAAAGAGUGUGUUACAAAAAAACCUAAAACGCCCUGGAUUGACUGUGUCGUGUGUAAGCCAAAAAAUGGUGAAGAACUAAUUGACUGUGUGAGACAAAUGGAUGCUGAGAAUAGCGCAGCCAUUCGAAAAAAGUGUUCAGGUUACUUCACUGGAGGUGAAUCAAUAAUGUUUCAGAAAGGUGAGAAUGAUGAGCCGCGGAUUGGAUGUCCUGGAUGCGUUUGACUUUGAGACCCCUGAAGCUGCAUGUAUGGUCCUGGAAACACACAAAUUACAGCUGUAAUUGAAGUAGAAAAUGUAGUGAUGAUUGUAUAAAAUCAGCUACUUAUAGACAUAUGGUUCAAAUCUACAUAUGAAAAUCAUUCAUACAUUUGGGGCGAAUUGCUUUCAAUAAAAGAAAAUUUUAAGUUUA